Molecule: messenger RNA, 576 nt
Organism: Sordaria macrospora k-hell
Lineage: Eukaryota; Fungi; Ascomycota; Sordariomycetes; Sordariales; Sordariaceae
Source: RefSeq, a predicted model, not a curated record
AUGGGACGACGCGGAGCGGGAACCACCCACAAGAAGUGGGACCCUGCAACGGGCGCAAGCCCCGACAAGGGCGUCAACAUGCAGGUGGUGUUCGACAGGGUCAGCCGUCUGUACUGGCUGGAGAGUUGGUGGAGCAACCCCGUUUACGGCGAAGACUCGGAAUACCGGGUCAAAGCCACCGAGGACAUAUGCAGAGCGGAGGCGGCCCGUCUGGGCUUUAGUGUCGUGGUCAUUCGUGCUGGUGUGCACAAUAAGCGCAACCAGCACGAUGACGCUGGCACCGUCAUCACGAGAAAUGACCCGCGUACAGGCCGCACCACGCAUGACAUCGUCGAUGCCGAUUGGCAUGUCACGGUGUUGAUGGGCAACGACCCAGAUAAUUUGAUUAUCCAUGGUCACAUUUAUUUGGUCUGGGACCACCUUGUGCGCCAGCAACGCGGAGUGUUUGGCUUACGGAAGCUCCCUCAUGGUGAGAGCCAGGGCCCCACGGCCUACUGGUCCCUGUGUUAUUUCACAGGGCGUUCGUGGGGGGCUACCUUCUUCCAUGUGAAUUUGGUAGAGUGUCAUCAGAGUUGA